AUUUGUUGCAUCUUAUCGAAUUUAGCAGGACCUGAACUCGUCGUCCAAAGCUGUUUUGUGGGGGAGGAUUGGAUAUUGAAUUUUGUAAGUAGACGAUCUCGUGAGUAAUGGUUUUUGUGGUUCUGACGGGCAUUAAAUUGGAAGGAGAAGGCUUCUGGACUCACCAACAAUCAUUGCCAUUGUCAGAUAACUGGUCUGAUUCCAAGAUCCCUGCAGACUUCUCUCGCAUACACGAUCUACCUUAUUCGAUCACUUAAGCGCCGACCAUGUCGUCAUCCACCAGUAAGACGGCAGUGGUCACGCCACGCUACACGAUGCAGGGUCAUGCAAGACAAGUCAACAGUGCUGUGCACUUGCCUGACGGACGACACAUCAUCACAUGUUCGUCGGACGGCUCACUCCGACUAUGGGACCUAGAGAGCGGCGCACAGAUAGGCGAGGACUGGCGAGACGAAGAUAAUGUAGUAUUUCGAUCCAUGGCAUUGUCUCCAAACGGCAAGACGAUUGCAAGCGGAGACUAUGACGGGAAAGUGAGGUUGUGGGAUGUCGAGACGAGAAAGGUCAUUGCCAGAUGGACAGGGCACGCCCAUACUGUGCAAUCAUUGUGCUGGAGUGCAGAUGAUAAACAAGUGGCAAGUGGAUCCUGGGAUGGGACGGCAAGAAUCUGGGAUGUCAGGAAGGGCAAAACUGUUCUGAAAAUCGAAACCAGUCACGCCCGGGUGAAUGCGGUGAUGUACUCGCCUGACUCAUCAAAACUCGCUACGGGGGGGUAUGAGGAGAACGCUGUGAAAAUCUGGGAUACGAAAACAGGAAAGCGUCUCAAAACACUCAAACACUCAAACACAGUUCGCAGCUUGGCAUGGACGUCCUUGGAUGGAAAUGGCAAACUUAUCUCCGAUUCAUAUGAUCUGAUUAGGAUAUACGACACCGCCACUUGGGAGCAAAUCGCUAUCCUUGAAGGUCACACAAAGCAUGUCACCGCCAUCUCCUUGUCUCGGAACAACCGCCUCCUUGCAAGUGCAUCUUAUGAUAAAACAGCACGUCUGUGGAAUCUUGACACCAACCUCCCAGUUGGACCACCCCUCCAGCAUGAAAACGUUUUAUGGUCCGUAGCUCUUUCCCCUGAUGCAAAGGUGCUAGUCACUGCCGAGGACACAACCGCGUACACUUGGGACGUUUACGCCAUCCUCAAAGAAGUUGGCCUUGAGGACCUACUUUCCAUUGGUUCCAAUAUUGUCACGGCACCAGAGGAGAGACGGGAACAGGAACAGACGGCACCUCGAGAUGAUGAUUCAGGAAUACAGCACACACCCCGCUCUUCGCUCAGUGACAGGUCAUUUUUGGAACGUGAUGCUACGCGAUGUCCUGGCCAAUUUGACGAUAUAGAUGAACUUCCGCCAAUGUUUUUUCAUGGCAUGGAGGCCCCUCAGUCCUCCCCAAUGGAUGGUUUACGCCCACAUUCCUCUGCAAAUGCAUUCCUCGCUCGCCUUCUCUCGCUCCUCCGGCGCUUUCGACCCGACAAUGAUAGAACGACUGAACUUCCGCAACCUUCACGGCCUUUGGCGGUUCAUCUACGCACACUCCUCGCUCGCCUGUCCUCACUCAUUCACCGCUUUUCACCUGAAAGUGAUGCACCAAAUGAACUUCAGCAACCCUCCACGUCUUCCCGGUUAGAUCCACAUGUGCUCCUGGCUCGCCUUUCCUCACUUUUCCCCCGAUCUCGACUCAAUACCGACGAAGAAGCUGAACAUCAUCCAACAUUGCCUACGAGUUCACAUCCAGAUGGAAGGCUCAUUGGCUGGCUGUCCUCAUUCUUCCGUUCUCAACCCCACACCAACGAAGAAGCCGAACAUCAUCCCACAGUGGCUUCAAGUUCACGUCCAGAUGCGAGGCUCAUCAACCGGCUGUCCUCACUCUUCCGCUCUCAAGCCCACGCCAACGGAGAAGCCGAACAUCAUCCCACAAUGGUUUCGAGUUCACGUUCAGAUGCGAGGCUCGUUAGCAGAACUUUCGCAACGCCCAAGUCAUCCUCGCGUUGUCAACGUGGCUGCAGUGCGGGACAAGCAGGUAUGGCUCUUCUUGGCCCAUUUACAAUCGCUGUGGUUUAGUGAUCUCUGUUCAGGCUUUGUUUGUUGCUCGGGGGCCAAAUUUUAAGAAAGCAAAACGAGCAUAUGAGCAACGAACAGAAUCGCACGCCCAACCUCAGGCAUCGUCAUCGGGCACUCAGCCUGCCCAUGUUUCAACAUUAGCGACAUCUCCUGUUCCAGGUACUAACACUACCACAACAGGUACAUCAACCCCACAGUCACCACCCAUCCCAUGGUGGAGUCAACUCGUGUUAUUUCUCUGCUGUACAUCUCCACCACAUGCCAAUAGUCAUUGACACAAUUAGCGUUGCAGCAUUUGAACAACUACUUCACCUUUGCUUCUAGUGAUUCCGUACUUAUGUCUCU
Molecule: messenger RNA, 2453 nt
Organism: Suillus plorans
Lineage: Eukaryota; Fungi; Basidiomycota; Agaricomycetes; Boletales; Suillaceae
Product: WD40-repeat-containing domain protein
Exons: 4
Coding region: 267-2108 (613 amino acids)
Molecular function (GO): protein binding
Source: RefSeq, a predicted model, not a curated record